GAGCAGAGUAGCAGGGGCAGUCAUCACAGACAAGAAGAAGAAGAAGAAGCGGGGAGGUGACACUAUGGCCAUAGAAAAUGGUGCUGAAGCCAGAAAGAUGCCAUGAACUACUGUUAAUCAGCCAUGCAGACAUAAAGCUGUUCAACAGCCUGCCAACAGCCCAAUUUUUUUUUCCCCAUCAUUAAUAUGAAUGGGAAGACUGUUCUUAUCAAGUCACAUGACUGUUUUUAGGUUUUCAACAACAGGAAAGAGUUACUAGCUAACUGUAAAUACUAGGAGAGCUGAACAAGGGAAUUACAUGCAGGAGGCCAAGAUCUUAAGUGGCACUUAAUCAGUGAGAGCCCUUGAAAACUCAGUUUUUCAAAAAGCAACCACCUUUCAUCUGAUUAAAAACUAACACAAAAACAGGACAAUGGUUCACAUAAAGCAGCAGCCAUGAUGUCAUCUGAUUGACUCCAGUGAAGCAACAGCAAUAAUGUUGUCAAAAGUAAUGCUGGGCUUUAUCUUGACCCUUCUCAUCCUCAUGACUGUCGGUGGUAAUGUGCUGGUGUGCCUGGCUGUCUGCGCCUCUCGACGCCUCCGCUGCCUCACUAACUGUUUCAUUGUGUCGCUGGCUGUGACAGACCUGCUGCUCGGCCUCUUGGUCCUCCCUUUCUCUGCUCUCCUACAGCUCAAUGAUGAGUGGCCACUUGGCGCUGUCUUCUGCAACUUCUACAUCUCCAUGGAUGUUAUGUUAUGUACUGCCUCCAUUCUCACCCUCCUGGCCAUCAGUGUUGAUCGCUACCUGGCAGUGACCAUGCCUCUGAGAUACACAUCUCUGGUGUUGCCGUGGAGAGUUGCUGUAGCCAUGGUGAGUGUCUGGACAGUGUCUUUGGCCGUCUCUUUCUUGCCCAUCCAAAUGGGAUGGAACACAGUUAAUGGGACAGUGCAAAACCAUGGGCCUUGGGCUUCAGAGGGGAAAUGUCGUUUUGAGCUGAACAGACCAUAUGUACUUACUGACUCUCUUCUCACCUUCUACCUGCCUCUGGUGACUAUGUGCUGGACCUACCUCAAAAUACUUCGCAUUGCACGGGCACAGGCCAAGCGCAUUAUCAGUGCCCGACCCACUUGCAUCACCAGUUACAACAGCAGGAGCAAUUCUUCCUCCACAACUACUGUGGUUUCCAGCAUUACAGCAGUGGCACUGCGAGAGCACAAAGCCACAGUGACACUGGCAGGAGUGAUAGGGGCUUUUGUGGUGUGUUGGUUACCUUAUUUCAUCCUAUUCACAGUGCUGGGCCUAAAGGAGCAUCCAGACCCUAGCACAGUGCCAGAAUAUUCAAUUGUGCUGUGGCUGGGCUAUGCCAACUCAGCCCUAAACCCAAUCCUCUAUGGAGCCCUCAACAGGGACUUCAGGUCAGCUUACACCCAUCUACUGAGAUGCCGAUGUCCUAAGUACAGCGGGUGGAGGAGCCAGCAGCCAUCCCCCUUUGCAACAUCAGCCAGAGACCAGCUUACAGAGGUAACGCUGUUGUGUGGCCACACCCCUGCCACCUGCAGGGCAGGUCUAACAGAUCAAAACGUCAUGCUUCAAGAAAUGAACAGCAGGACAGCCACAACAUCUAUCCAAUUUGCAAAUGGCACUGCUACCACAGAUGUCAGUGGUGAUGAAAGUCAGCCCAGGUUGUGCUGAGCCUGUGCUGGUGAGGUGGAUGCUGUGGUUACAAAACAAACUAGAACAGGGAUCCAUCAGCUUGUUGAUUAAAGGGCAACACACAGAAAAAGAUGGACAAAGAUGUAUACCCCCUCUAUUUGGAAGCCUCCAACGUCACAGUAGAAACAGCCAUAGUACACCAUGUAAGUAGAUAUAUAUUCUGACAUCCCUAUAGCUCCUACGGACCAUGUCCAGCCAAGAACAACUGAACUGUAAUGCACAGAUCCUUGCUGUGCCACAGCACAUCGGGCCAUAUUGCAAU
Messenger RNA from Archocentrus centrarchus (flier cichlid), 1955 nucleotides. RefSeq names its product histamine receptor H2a (gene hrh2a). Lineage: Eukaryota; Metazoa; Chordata; Actinopteri; Cichliformes; Cichlidae. The record is from RefSeq and is a predicted model, not a curated record. Bases 476 to 1672 code for a protein of 398 amino acids. Gene Ontology annotation, biological process: positive regulation of MAPK cascade; adenylate cyclase-activating adrenergic receptor signaling pathway. Gene Ontology annotation, molecular function: G protein-coupled receptor activity. Gene Ontology annotation, cellular component: plasma membrane. The transcript has 4 exons.